AUCUGAAGGAGCUGGAAAGAGCCAUGUAUACGGAGGCUGAAGACCAGCUGUUUAGGGAGAGGCUUUUGAGUGAGUUUCCCAAGUUGAAACCCAAGUUGGAGGAGCGCAUAAGAAAGCUCCACGAGCUUGCAGAUGAGGUUGACAGGGUUCAUAAGAACUGCACCAUCUCCAACAUAGUAGCCGGCACCACUGGCGCUGCAUCUGGCCUCCUGUCCAUCCCUGGUCUGGGUCUGGCACCUUUCACAGCAGGGGCCAGUCUGGUACUCUCAGCUGUUGGAGCGGGGCUGGGAGCAGCAUCUGCUGUGGCCCAAGUGUCCACCAGCAUCGUGGAAUACUCAAGCGAGUUGUCCGCAAAAGCCAAAGCCAGGCGCCUGAGAUCAACUGACUUUAUUGAAGAGGACAUAAUUACAAAGGUUCUGAAUUCUAGCAAACCCAAAUCUGCCUUAGCAUGUAAAUGCCUUAAAGACCUGCAAGACCUUGGAAACAAGGUUCGGGCCAUCAAGGUAGCCACAAUUAACCCUCAGCUAGUAGUCAAUGCCCUUCACCUCAUGAGAGGUAAGCCUGUCUCAGCUCAAAGUGCCAGGCAGGUGCAGAAAGCUUUUAAAGGCACUGCUCUGGCAAUGACCAAAGGAGCCCGGAUCAUGAGUGGGGCCUUAUCAGGUCUCUUCCUUGCGAUGGAUGUGUUCAGUCUUGUGAAAGAGUCAGGGCACUUGCAAGAGGGGGCCAAGACAGAGUCAGCUGAGGAGCUGAGGCAGCAGGCCCGGGAAAUGGAGAGAAUGUUGAAGAAGUUCACCAAGUUCUAUGAAAGUGUGAUGGAGGGCCUGACUCCAUGACCCCCGAGCAGGGCAGGGAGCAGGGAUAUGUGUGGAAGAAAGACAUAGAGGUACCUUAUUAGAGAGGAAAAGAGGGGGAAAUAAAGUUUUCGGGAUGGGUGUUGAGGAGUUUGGCAUUUCUGUAGCUGAGCCUAGUGAGGGAGGGGUUAAUGUGAUGGCAGAAGUGUGGCGGGGGGGAACAUUUGGCAAGUUGCUGGUGCUCUUUGGGGUCAGUGUGCGCUGAGAGACCAAUGAAGCUCCUAUGAAAUUCUAAAGGUGGUGUUGGAACAGUGGCUGAUUUGAAAAAAAAAGUGACGGUGGAGAUGGGGGAGAGUAGAAAAGAGAAAGCAGAUGCCAGCAACAGGUCAAGGAACCUUGCCAUAUGUCGAGGAGAUCAACCAGCAUGGGACCAAAAGACACCGCUUCUCUGAGUCUCACUGUCCUCAUCACCUGGGGGUGGGGGGUGGGGGACAGUGUAUUGCAGAUCCGUGUGGCUUUCCCAAUCUUGUCUUCUAGAGACUGCUUCAAUAAAUAUGGACUGAUGCAUCGUG
Leptonychotes weddellii (Weddell seal) is the source of this 1363-nucleotide messenger RNA. NCBI's taxonomy places the organism in Eukaryota, Metazoa, Chordata, Mammalia, Carnivora, Phocidae. The record is from RefSeq and is a predicted model, not a curated record.